CAUAACGGUUUUUUCCAGUUUUUCGUAAGGAUCGGACGUGCGUCGCGGAACAGUCGAGGGCCCAGCGUGCGUAACAUUUUCGUAGCCAAAAACCUGAGGGCAAUCGUUUGUUUUUGAGUGAGUUCCGUUGCUCGAUUCUCUGGAUAAUCUUAAAGUGAACUAAAGGUUUUUAAAGUCCAUAAUAAAUGCGAACCACAGUCAAAGCAAACAAUAAUUAAUUGCACCGCCAGGAAGAGAGCCCGAACGCUUGUUUUUUUCAUGUGUGUGUGUGUGUGUGAAUUUUGAUUCAAUAAAUAUCAUUAAGGAGUCCUGUGGAAGUCUGCCCAGAGGAGCCCGGCUUUGAAGCGGUUUCAAGUGUGGCAUCGACUGGUCGUGGUUUCCGUUUCCGCCAAACGAACAUCCUGGGACGCUCCCCACUCCAAACGGUGACCCAAAAGUGUUAAUUAUUUAUUCUCAAUUAUUUUCGCGUGCGGAAAAGCCCACAGAACAAGUGAAAGAAAACUUCUGCAAAGUGAAAAAUCUUGAAGAGUGCCAGCAGCCGGGGACAACAAAUAAAAGACAACAGAACAGAUCUCUCCCGCUCUCCCGCUCUCCCCGCCUCUCUCUCCACGUCCGUGCCAGCCCCAAAACAGAUGUGCCAAUUUGCGGGAAAACUCGCCAACGAUUGACGGGAGGAAUCGCAACGCCGCAAUAAGGAAAAUCCAUACCAAACACACAAUUUCUUGGAUAAGUGAUGAAGUCAUGAGACCGACAUUCGAUCGACGCCUCUGGAUAUUAUUGUUCAUUAUUUCAGUACAAUGCACCACCUAUACGCAACCACAGAAUAUCAAUGGCAAGUCCAUGCAGAUGCCGAUGCAGAAGCCAAAGCCCGCCGAGCAUCGAGCAGUCAGCAAGUGGCUGAGCAUAUCCAGGCAGGAGCCGCACAGCUUCCAGCUGCACGAGCAGCCGCAGGACGAGGAGGAGGACGAGGACGUGCCAGUUGACCAUAAGCCGAGCAGCAGAUGUGCCGCCGCCAAGAACUGCAGCAAGGCCAAGUCGAAGUGGGCCCGGUGGAAGGAGCAGCUGAAGGUGCACCAGGCCCAUCGGGCGGCCAGGCGACGGCAGCGACGCGAAACCGAGGAGGAGGAGCUCGAGCCGCCAUCUAGGCCCACCUCAGCCGCCACGUCCGUGUCCACGUCGGCGGCCACCACAGCGGCAACGGCGGCAGCCACCUGGACGACCUCUACGAGGAGCUCCUCCGCUUUCUAUGGCAACGAGUCGACCACGCCAAAGGCGAAGCGGGUGCGCUCCACGCUCCACCUGGCGCCCGAGGACCUCAAGCCCAAGCAGAAGGAGCCGGUCGUCAUCAUAGACGAUGUCGAGGAGUUCGACAGCGGCACUGGGGUGCGGGACGUGUUCGGGCGCAAGAGUCCGCGCGAGGAUGCGGACGACAGCGAGGACGAGGAGCCGCUCGAGCCGCGGGUGCUGCCGCUGCGGCCAGUGCCGCCGAAUCCCUACGAGGACGAGGAGAUGUCCGUGGUCUAUGCCGAGCAGCACUCGGAGAUCCGGCUGAUGUGCGAGGUGGAUCUGGACAUUGCCUCCAGCAUGUGGUACAAGAAUGGCCAGGUCGUCCACGCCAUGGACCGCACCAGCCGAGUCACCGACUACCGCUUCAUCAAGGAGGCUAAUGGGGCGCUAACCAUCACCAAUGUCAUGCUGGAGGACGACGGCAAGUGGCAGUGCGAGGCGGAGAACACGCGCCGCUACACGGAGAAUGCCCGACCCGUCAAGCUGGUGGUUCUGGAUCGCCCCAAGCCCCCGUAUCUGCUAAUCGACUCCCGUCGCCUCGACGCCGGCAACAUCUUUGUGCCCGUCAAGGAGAACUCCGAACUGAAUCUGGCCUGCAUCAGCGAGGGCGGCAAUCCGCGGCCCACGCUCACCUGGGAGGUGCUGCUCAGCCCCGGCGUGGAUCGGCACGCCCAGAAGGUGUCCGCCGAGGUGCUCGAGCUGGAGGAGAUCAAGAACGAGAAGGACAAGAAUGGCUACAAAAUCAACAGCGGGGCCAAGAGCGAGGCCCGUCUUGCGGCCGUGUAUCGAGCACAUCACAACGCCCGAAUCCUGUGCGUGAUGGAGCAUCCCACCCUGAAGAUACGCCAGAACGCCUCUCUACUGCUGGACGUGCAAUAUACGCCAUCCUUUGCCAUCUCGCGCACACCUGGCUUUGGGUAUCCGCUCCGCGAGGGCAUCGAAGUUAGCCUCAAGUGCGACGUCGACUCGAAUCCCCCGAGCACGCCGCGCUGGCAGAAGGACGACGGUGACACGCCGGUGCCGCAGACCGGCGAUGGCUUCCUCAACUUCACAUCGAUACGGCGCGAGCAUUCCGGCUGGUACAAGUGCACAUCCCGUCAUCUGAACUUCCAGUACUCCUCGAUUGGCUAUUACCUCAGCGUGCGAUACGAUUCGGUGGAUGUGACCUCGGAGCCCGACGAUCAGGAUGUGUCCGUGGCAGCCGCCUCGCACAAUCCCAAGGGCCAGCUGGAAGUGCAGCUCGGCGGCGCCGUCACCCUGCAGUGUCCGCAAGGUUCUUUGGGCUGCUGGUCGCACUUGGAUCCCAUUUCGGCACGUCUGCGCGGCCUCGGCUACGGGAGCAGCCAGCCGACGGGCCAGUUCUCGCUGAAGGACGUCAUGUACCAGGAUGCGGGCGUCUACAAGUGCGUGGGCCAGCCGCUGGCCAACAAGAAGAAGCUGGAGGUGCUGCAGAGUGUCACCGUCUCAGUGAAGGGCUCCCCCACAGCGACGGCCCUGAACGCCACGCCCGUCGCCUAUCCGGGCUCCCCCUUGCACCUCAACGUUGAGUUCUGUGCCAAUCCGCCGGCCCAUGCCGCCCGCUGGCUGCACGGCGAUCGCGUCUUCACGCCCGGCAACCAGUACGGCAGCACCGUCCUGGCCUACUCCGUGAAGGAUCUGCCCACGCCCUACUGCAAGGAGGCGCGCCUCACCUACGUCAGCAUGCACGAGCGGGUGCCCCGCACCUUCUACUUCAUUGUCUCGUCGCCGGGUGGCGUGGCCGAGGCCGUCUUCAAUGUGAACUUCACCAAGCGCCACCGCACGAUGUCCAAUGCCAUCGACGACGACGAGGAGGAGGAGCUCAACCGACCCGAGCAGAUCCACUUUCCCGUGUUCAACAGCAACACCGCCACCCCCGCCACCCCCGCCACAGGCCGAGGCGUAGGACAAGCCCUAGCUGUGGCUCUGGCUCUGGCUCUGUCUCUGAUCUGUGGCCAUUAACUUUAAGUGGGGGAGUGAUUGAGUGAUUGAGUGAUUGAGUGAUUGGGUGUUUGUGUGUGAGUGAGUGAAUGCGGAGUGAAUGCAGAGUAAGUGCUUUGUUUUUUGUGGGCCCUGACUCGUUCGUUCAACCAAAUGCUCACUACCCUAAUCUAACCCACUACCACUAAGCGUAGACCCCUACUCGUAUGUUACUCGAUAUUGCCACGUGGACUAGGCCACGCAACUACUACUCUCUACCCUAUACUAUAUAGCUAUACUAUAUGUACGUGUAUUUGUAUCUGUAACUGUAUCUGUAUCUGUAUUAGUAUCUGUAGCCGAUCUAGCCAAGCAUCAAAAUUUCCCUAGGGUCCUCUAACUGUAGCAGCUGUAACUGUAACUGUAUCGGUGUAUGUGUCAAUGUGUAUGCGUGUGCGUAAAAGUAAAUGCCAAAAAACGACCGAUAAAUCAAGCCAUUGUUACGAAUAAUUUAAGUUCCUUUUUGGAGGGAGAGAUCAUCGGAGUGCUCUUGCAAAGCGACUGAUUUUGUUAAAUAUUUUGAAAAUCUUUAGAGCCCAUACAUUGCAUGCGUAUGUGUAUGUGUGAGUACGGAUUAACCUAUAGUUUAAAAUUGUAAAUGACGAAAGUUGGAGAAUAUACCAGGCACGAACAAAUUCCUUCCAUUUGAACUGUUUGCCCCAGCGCAACGAAACUGUAAGAUACUUUGAGAAAGAAAUUUAAGCGAACGAUCAAAAACGAGUUAUUAUAUUUAAAAAAAAAAAAUAAUGGAGCAACACACACGUUACGAUUCCCCCAACACUUAUUUGUCUGUCUCAAUACUCCAUUCAUUUGAUGCCGCAAAUAGUUUGAAAGGACCAAAAACCUCUUCGUUUCUUAAGCCAGGGAUAUUUUUGUAACAAAAACCCAAAAACCAAAAACCAUUUGUGUAAUAAGAGACCCUCCACAUAAGCGAUAGUUGUACAUAAAUGUUAAAGUAGCGAUUGCUCAACCGAAUAGGGGAAUAGCCUAAGAAAUAUGUAGUGUUGAAUGGAAUUCUGUUUGAAAGCCACAACGGAUUCUGCAAGUAGCCAUAGAGCCCCCAUAGAUAUCCGCAGAAACAAAACAUGGAUGUAUUAUAAGAGAAUAUAGGAAGACACAUUUCAAUUAUCCGCUAUUGUAAAAUAUUUCAGUUGAGCCUCGUUCCGGGCCGGAUUGGGGCCAAGGCUUUUGUAAUUUAUUUCAUAGACGAUCUAAGCCCCCAGAGCAUUCAUUAUCCUAUGCGCAAACUAUAUAUGCUUACAAAUAUAUCUACAACACAUA
Molecule: messenger RNA, 4563 nt
Organism: Drosophila miranda
Lineage: Eukaryota; Metazoa; Arthropoda; Insecta; Diptera; Drosophilidae
Gene: tei
Exons: 12
Coding region: 742-3267 (841 amino acids)
Biological process (GO): cell-cell adhesion
Cellular component (GO): cell-cell junction
Molecular function (GO): cell adhesion molecule binding
Source: RefSeq, a predicted model, not a curated record